UUCACUCUGUUUAAAACUGCUACCCCCCCCCCAUAUAUGUGGGGGAGGGUGAUGGAAGAGAUGUGCUCCGCACGAAGCGCUUCACUCUCCCCCUUUGCCUUUUCAUGAGUUCUGUCUCAUGCGAGGCUCGGACGUGGGUUGUUGAGCGACAGGAGGUUUUAGUCGGUUCGACUCCGACAUACCCCGCCCGCCAUCCCCAGUGGAGGGUGGGAGUCCGGCGAUUUCCUCUAGACCAAAAAAAAACCAUAUAUUUAUAUCAUUUCCAAUUUCUGAAUUAGAGCUAUUUCGGCGAGUCUACCAAUAAUAACUUGCUUUGUACAGGUGAACACUUUUUCAACUAGUCCCCUAUAUAAGAAGGAGAAGGUCCUCCUUACUUUCUACCCUCCAUAGAAUAAAAAUAGGGGUGCUCAAUAAAAAGUGAUAAUGAGCAUGACGCAAUAACCUACUAAAUGUUAUUUUAUUUUUCACCGUAGUCACCUGUCAGGUUUAUACACUUUAUCUUUUUUCUAAAUAUAAAAUUCGCCUUUAAUUUUUUUUUCUACUCAAUUUUAUGAUUUAAAUCAAUGAACAUUUAUACUGGGAUUAGCCCAUUUCAAAUUCCAAAUGGUGGAUAUUAAUUUUGGUAAUAAAAUAAUAUCGUUGUUAAGAUAGUGAUUUUAAGGGCGUCAAAUAGUUGUUUAGAAACCACUACCUGCUGGUAUUCUGCAUUAAGUAUUAACUACAAAUAAGUGCGCUGGCAACUUUAUCCGCGUCUACAAAUUGUUUCUGAAAAGGUCGUCGAUGACUUUGCGAAUUACAACAAAAUUACAAAGAAAAGUGUUCCGUUGUAAUACAAUCUUGCUAUUCAUCGAAUACUUUUAUAGUGUAAGCGUAUAAAUAUACACAGUAUGGCCGGAGCGAUGUUAUUUGAAAGAUCACGCGUCUCAUCAUCGACGAACAGAGACGAAGACGUCCGCAUGACUGACAAAAUGGUCAGCACUGGCGAGCUGCCCGAAGAUGAUGAAGAAAACAUAAGAGCAAAGGAGCAGGGUAUCCUUAACCUCGGCGAGAAAUACAAAAAGGAAGGGAAGGCUAAGGAGCUGGCAGAACUUAUCAAAGCCACCAGACCAUUUUUGAGCCUCAUAAGUAAAGCUAAAGCUGCGAAACUGGUACGUUCCCUUGUUGACUUCUUCCUAGAUUUGGAGGCAGGGAUCGGUAUAGAAGUACAGUUGUGUAAAGAGUGCAUAGAAUGGGCCAAGGAAGAACGACGCACCUUUCUUCGGCAGUCUUUGGAAGCAAGACUUAUUGCUCUGUAUUUCGACACUGGUAUGUAUACGGAAGCUUUGGACCUUGCUACUGCACUUUUGAAAGAGCUAAAAAAACUUGAUGACAAAAACCUAUUGGUUGAAGUGCUUCUUUUAGAAAGUAAGACAUACCAUGCUCUCAGUAACUUACCUAAGGCCCGUGCCUCUUUGACAUCAGCAAGAACAACUGCAAAUGCUAUUUACUGUCCUCCAAAAAUGCAAGCAGCCCUCGACCUCCAAUCUGGUAUACUACAUGCAGCUGAUGAAAGAGAUUUCAAAACUGCUUACUCAUACUUUUAUGAAGCCUUUGAAGGUUACGAUGGAGCUGACAGUCCUAAAGCUCUAACAGCACUGAAAUACAUGCUUUUAUCGAAGAUCAUGUUGAAUCAAGCUGAAGAAGUGGCUACAAUAUGUGGAAGCAAAGCUGCCCUCAAGUAUGCAGGGAAAGAAUUAGAAGCGAUGCGGGCCGUAGCCACAGCUUCUCAUAAAAGAUCAUUAGCUGACUUCCAAGCAGCCUUAAAAACAUACAAACCAGAGCUUGAAGAAGACGCAGUGGUGAGAGCUCAUCUUGGUGCUUUGUAUGAUACUAUGUUAGAACAGAACUUGUGCCGAAUUGUAGAACCUUACAUGAGAGUCCAGGUGGACCAUGUAGCUCGCUGUAUUCGCUUGCCCGUUGUUCAAGUAGAGAAAAAACUUUCUCAAAUGAUCUUGGACAAGAAACUGAAUGGAAUUUUAGAUCAAGGAGAAGGAGUGCUGAUAGUUUUUGAUGAAUCCCCCUUAGAUAAGACUUAUGAAACAGUUUUAGAAACCAUCCAUCAUAUGAGCAAGGUUGUUGACACACUUUACCAGAAAGCAAAAAAAUUGUCAUAGACUUACGAGUAAAUUUUGUUAUAGCAAUAAAAGUGUAUAUCAAAGUUACAGUAAAUUUUCAGUUCAAUCUUUUUGUAUUAUAUGAAACUAUUUUUUUGAAUGGAUUCAAAAUUUCAUUAUUUUAACUCACACCUGUUGUUGUAAUCUAAAAAAGUGACAUGAAAAUGAAAAAAAAAAACAUGUAAAAGAUAUCAUCUAAUUGGGGAAUGUUUAUUUUUUGCUAACAGUUAGUGACAUGCAUUAUUAGCAACAUUAACAAAUCUACAGCAUCUUGAAUUACAAAAACUAAUUCUUAUUUACAUGUGUUUAAACAUAAGCUAGUGAAUGAAAAAUUAUAAUAUUCUGUUUUAAUUGUGAAAUAAAAAUGUGUUCUCCAAAUAA
Messenger RNA from Bombyx mori (domestic silkworm), 2534 nucleotides. It is a transcript of the gene Rpn6, whose product is annotated as 26S proteasome non-ATPase regulatory subunit 11. The transcript has 2 exons. Gene Ontology annotation, cellular component: proteasome regulatory particle, lid subcomplex. Gene Ontology annotation, biological process: ubiquitin-dependent protein catabolic process. The record is from RefSeq and is a predicted model, not a curated record. Gene Ontology annotation, molecular function: structural molecule activity. NCBI's taxonomy places the organism in Eukaryota, Metazoa, Arthropoda, Insecta, Lepidoptera, Bombycidae. Bases 888 to 2153 code for a protein of 421 amino acids.